AAAGCCUUGACACCAGAUCUCUACUCCUGGCUACUACAUGGAUACCCUCACGUUCACCAGCUAAUCGAUUCGGCAUCUUACGGAGUCAAGCACGCGUUCCAGGUUGACGGCACUCUUUCAAGCAACCCAGUCCCGAACCACAAAUCCGCCUCGGUCUUUCACAAUGCUCUCAUCCGGAGCAUUCGUGACGGCCAAGAAAAAGGAACCUACCUCGUUGUGUCCCGAAAAGCAGCGCCCCGAUGGAAGUUGCAUUUCAGUCCUUUCGGAUGCGUCGAAAAGGCAGACACGGAUCCCCAGGUCGAAGCCAGAGUGAUCCAUGACUUGUCGUUCCCCAGAGGAGCGUCAACUAACGCUUGGUCGAACCAAGACAGCAUCCCGCUACUCGUCUACGAUUUGAUCAACGUCAUUGUGCGUAGGAUCGUGCAACUGCGUAGGGAGGACCCCGACACUCCAAUCAAGUUGAUGAAAGGAGACGUAAAGGCGGCGUACAAGAACGUGCACGUGCUCGAGUCAGUCAGUGCAUUUUUCGCCGGUGCAAUUCUCGAAGACGACGUAGUGGUAAUCGAUCUAUCCCUGCCCUUUGGUUGGACAGGGUCAGCUGCACAUUAUGGCGUAUUCGGCAAAGCUAUCUCGUACCUCGUUCGCCGUGAGAGCCCAAACACGCUCAACCCCACCGAUCCUGACUCAACGCCAUUUUUCUGUUUUGACUGGGUGAACGAUCACGUGGCCAUCAACGACAAAACGUUUAGUGAAUGGUCCACCAAGCUUGUCGCGCUAGGUUUGGAAUGGGACUCAGUAACGAUGUCGGUGUCAAUGCCGAAGGCUAAGAUCGAGAAGGCUCUGAACCGGGUCCUAGCCAUGCAGGCAUCGAAUACCACGACGCGAACGCAGCUCUCUCAAUUGUUGGGUAGUCUACGCCAUGUUUGUUCGUGCAUCCGUCCUGCGAAGCCGUGCUUCCAGAGGUUGGCGGCGCUGUGGAAACGCUUCCCCAGAGCUCAAGCGGUGCACCUAACUCGGGAAGCGCACUUGGAUCUGGCUUGGUUCGCACAUAUCCUGCGCUACGGGCGGCUCAGAGGUGUGCCAUUAACGUACUUUUGCGAGCUACCUGAUCCCGAUGUCCAUCUGUACAUGGACUCCAGCGACAAAGGCCUGUGCGUGCUGAAUCCAGCUUUACGCGAGUUCAUUCGCGUGGAGUUCGACGCCACCGAGUUAAUCCUCAUCAAAAGUGGGCUGUUCAACAUAAACGUGCGGGAGCAGUUCAGUGCGCUGCUGGCAGUGCUAUGCUGGGGUCAACUGUGGAGUGUUGGCAACGUGUCCAACCUGGCCCACGUUCGUAUGUGGAUCGACAACUCGACGGCGGUUGCGUGGUGUAACAAGCUCGCGAGCACCAACAUAUUUUCUCAGGAAAUGAACCGUGUAUUCGGCGCUGUGGAAGCUGAGUGGGGUGUCCGCAUUUCCGCAGGCCAUCUUGCUGGAUCGGCCAAUUAUCUUGCUGAUCUGGGGUCGCGCGCAUGGUCCAACCCGAUGCUGGCCAAAUGGCUAAAUCUAACGCAUACUUGGACGCAGGUACAGGUAGGUCCCCCAGUCCGC
Messenger RNA from Phytophthora sojae, 1590 nucleotides. RefSeq lists its product as hypothetical. The annotation marks the transcript as partial. The transcript has 2 exons. NCBI's taxonomy places the organism in Eukaryota, Oomycota, Peronosporomycetes, Peronosporales, Peronosporaceae. The record is from RefSeq and is a predicted model, not a curated record.